UACUGAUACUGUUGUUCUUUAAGGCGGAUAAAGAGGAAAGUAACAACAAGUGGAACUGGAAAGCAGAAACAAAUACACAAUCAGAGAGAGAGAGAGAGAGAGAGAGAGAGAAUGGCGAGUGGUGGUGUCGGUGAGGAAGUGAGGAACAAGCAGGUGAUAUUGAGGGAAUACGUGUCUGGUUUUCCAAAGGAGUCGGACAUGUCUGUGAGAAGUGUAACCAUGAAGCUGAAGGUUCCGACGGAGGACUCCAACAUGAGCAAGGCGAUGUUGGUGAAGAAUCUUUACUUGUCGUGUGAUCCCUAUAUGCGUAUCCGGAUGACAAAAAUUCAGGGUCCUAACCUUUUUACCCCCUUUCCACUUUCCUCUCCAUUACGUGGGUUUGGGGUGGCCAGAGUUUUGGAAUCGAAAAACCCAGACUACAAGGAAGGUGACUUGAUCUGGGGCACAACCGGAUGGGAAGAGUACAGUCUUGUCACGGAAAAGGAAGCCCUCUUUAAAAUCCAGCACACUGAUGUGCCCCUUUCCUACUACACUGGAAUUCUUGGUAUGCCUGGUUUGACUGCUUUUGCCGGUUUCUACGAAAUUUGUUCUCCCAAGAAAGGAGAAUAUGUUUUCAUUUCUGCAGCAGCCGGUGCAGUUGGUCAGCUGGUUGGGCAAUUUGCAAAGCUGAUGGGUUGUUAUGUUGUUGGAAGUGCUGGAAGUAAAGAAAAGGUUGAUCUGCUUAAGAACAAGUUUGGAUUUGAUGGGGCUUUCAAUUAUAAGGAAGAAAAUGACUUGGAUGCUGCUUUGAAAAGGUUCUUCCCUGAAGGCAUUGACAUCUACUUCGAGCAUGUUGGGGGGAAAAUGCUUGAUGCUGUGCUAGUUAACAUGAGAGACCAUGGCAGGAUUGCUGUAUGUGGAAUGAUCUCACAAUACAAUCUUGAUAAGCCUGAAGGUAUUCACAACUUGAUGUGCAUUGUUUAUAAGAGGAUCCACAUAAAGGGAUUUGCGGUCUUUGAUUACUUCGAUCUCUAUCCUAAGUUCUUGGAUGUAGUGCUACCAUAUAUCAGAGAAGGGAAGAUAGUGUAUGUGGAGGAUAUAGCCGAAGGACUUGAGAGUGGCCCGGCAGCUCUGGUUGGGCUCUUCAGUGGCCGCAAUGUCGGGAAACAAGUAGUUGUGGUUUCUCAUGAGUGAUCUAGACUUCUUUUUUAUGUCCUUUUGCAUCUGUUGUGUUGAGUUUCAUGUCCGAAUGCGUUUGAUAUCUAGUGAUUCACCUAAUUGUGGUAUGAGAAAGCUGUGUCUGUAUCUAGGGUCAGGUUUACGGUUUGUUGCAUGUUACAGGAAAUGUACCAUCUAACUAAUGGAUGGUAUAUAAUUUUUCAUUAAGAAAAGUGUAUUCAAUAAA
Molecule: messenger RNA, 1384 nt
Organism: Juglans microcarpa x Juglans regia
Lineage: Eukaryota; Viridiplantae; Streptophyta; Magnoliopsida; Fagales; Juglandaceae
Product: 2-alkenal reductase (NADP(+)-dependent)-like
Exons: 5
Coding region: 112-1173 (353 amino acids)
Molecular function (GO): 2-alkenal reductase [NAD(P)H] activity
Source: RefSeq, a predicted model, not a curated record